AUGGCGCGGAUCCUGUACACAGCAUCUACGCAUCUACUAUCCGAGGUCCUUGUGUAUCUUGCGUCUGGAGGCUAUCUCAGCAGUGUGGCAUGUAGCUUCCGCAGAGGAUUCACGACAAUCAAGAGGAUUGUUUAUGAAACAUGCACGGCAUUGUGGGAGGAACUAAUGCCCAUCUACCUGCCUAACCCUACACCAGAGGUGUGGGCACAGUCCGCCCUGCAGUUUGAGGAAAGGUGGGCAUUCCCAAACUGUGUUGGUGCUGUGGACGGGAAACACAUAGUGAUCGAAGCCCCAAAGCAUGGAGUGUCCAUGUUUUAUAACUACAAGGGGUCACACUCCAUCGUACUGAUGGCCGUAGCUGAUGCCAGCUACAGGUUCCUGUAUGUUGACAUCGGAGCUUAUGGCUCUCAGUCCGAUGGAGGCAUAUUCAAGGCGUGCACACUGGGCAGGGACCUUGAAGCUGGUGACCUGGGACUCCCACCACCAAGGAGGCUUCCUGGAUCAUCCCUGGAGGCCCCUAUGUACUUGGACGACACCAAGAGGGUGUACAACACCAGGCUCUCACAUGCCAGACGGCGUAUAGAAAAUGCCUUCGGGAUCCUUGCGUCCCGAUGGCGCAUAUUCAGAAGACCUCUGAAUGUCAAGGUGGAGAACGUCGAGCUGUUGGUGCAGGCUUCCAUCGUCCUGCACAAUUUCCUUAGAGCGCAGGAAGAGGCAGCUCCGGGAGGGGAGACAUAUUGUCCACCAGGCUUUGCAGAUCGACGCUGCAAUGCUGAUGGAGCGGAGGACGGUGAGUGGAGACAAGUGCUCGCCAGAAAUCCAGCUUGUGCACUGGGGGACCUCACGGCUACUCUUGCAAGGCGUUUCUCCCGUGAGGCAGCGAACGUGAGGAACGUCUUUGCAGAGUACUCUUCAAGUGAGGCAGGUGCAGUGACAGGCAGGCAGUGA
Messenger RNA from Ornithodoros turicata, 948 nucleotides. RefSeq lists its product as uncharacterized. NCBI's taxonomy places the organism in Eukaryota, Metazoa, Arthropoda, Arachnida, Ixodida, Argasidae. Bases 1 to 948 code for a protein of 315 amino acids. The record is from RefSeq and is a predicted model, not a curated record. The transcript is spliced from 7 exons.